AGCCUAGAAAAGCAGCUGAAGUUGAACAAUAGCACCUUUAGUCGUCAGCUGGCAAAUGAGAACCAAAAAGCUGUGGAAGCUGGGAUAAUUACAAGGAACUUGCAAAUGGAAAUUAACUCUCUUCACCAAAAAAUUAAGGAAAAGGAUCAGCAACUUUAUGUAAAAAAUAUCUAUGCAAAUCGGAUGCCUCGAAUCCCAAAAGACAAAAGUGGUCUGGUACCUCAUGAAAAAAGUCUUAGUAUAAAUAGAUCAGUACAAGUAGAUAAACAGAGUUUUAGAUCACUGCUGCUGUCACAGUACCAAACUCAGGAAACAGAAAAAAGUCCGAUUCAGCUAACGAAGGAGAACAAGUCUUCAGAAGAUAGCAAUCAAACAGCUAAAGCAAAUGAAGUGGACACAGAUGCCCAAUGUAGAACAGAAGAGCAAUCAACCAAGAAAAUACCAAAGCCAGAAACUUUUAAUAGAACACGUAGAGAAUAUUUAAGGGAGGGCAGACUACUGACGGAAGAAUACACGUGUUUGGAAUUUAUGAAAGAAGAAAGAGACGCGGAUUUGCUUAAACAGGAGCUGAAAAGACGGAUGAAAAUGGAACAAACUCCUCUAAGUGACAGUGUGAAAGAGAACAGUCAAGAGGAAGAUGCAGCGGAAGAACACAAAAAAGAAGAAAAAAAGCCAGAUGAACAGCUCAGUAACAGGGAGAAGGCAGGGAAUAAGUGCGUAAUUCCAGGUACAAGAAACAAAACACCCAUUAGGCUGGAAAAAAACCCCAUAUUCUCAGAAACCACAGAGAAUUUGCAUCACGAGCUUCUCACAUCAGGUACGAAGGCACAGGCAGGCCACCUGCCCGCCCACAGACACACAGGUCAGGGCGGCAGAGGAGCAGCGGAAUCUAAAGUGAGAAAUUCCUCUGGGCUACACGAACCAUGUUUUGGUAAAGUUACGGCAGCAAGGCAGAAGGACAGCCCCGCUGAAGCGGAAGGAUGCGCUCAUGUGACACUUGCUGAAAGCAGAAGUCUUAUGAAAGAACUCUUUGGCCCAGGCUGUCUUUGCAGAGACAGCCAUUCAAGUUCUAACAGGAGAGGAAUGAAGAAAGAGAAGUGA
This is a messenger RNA of Eurypyga helias (sunbittern), 1101 nucleotides long. Its product is annotated as lebercilin-like protein. Lineage: Eukaryota; Metazoa; Chordata; Aves; Eurypygiformes; Eurypygidae. The record is from RefSeq and is a predicted model, not a curated record. Gene Ontology annotation, biological process: intraciliary transport. Gene Ontology annotation, cellular component: axoneme.